Molecule: messenger RNA, 4123 nt
Organism: Podarcis muralis (Common wall lizard)
Lineage: Eukaryota; Metazoa; Chordata; Lepidosauria; Squamata; Lacertidae
Product: serine/threonine-protein kinase pim-3-like
Biological process (GO): negative regulation of apoptotic process; protein autophosphorylation; regulation of mitotic cell cycle
Cellular component (GO): cytoplasm
Molecular function (GO): protein serine/threonine kinase activity; ATP binding
Source: RefSeq, a predicted model, not a curated record
GUUUAAAGGACUCCUGCCUGCUGCGCACCCCGCCCCGUUUUGAUUGCCGUGCGCGCUUCUCCCUCGACGGUUUCAAAGCCUCGCCCUGUCGGCGGCCGAAAAGAACUCCUCCUUUUACCCCCCAACACACGCCUCUUCUGAUUGGCUCGGCUUUUUCGCGGCUUCCUCCAGCUCGCCCCGCCAUUGGCUCGGCUCGGCGUGGAGUUGGAACGUUCGUAAAAGCGAAGGAAUUCCGAGGCGCACGCGGUGGGGGAGGGAGGAGCGGCCACACACAUACACACAAGCAAGCACACGCGAGGCAAUCUUGGCCGGAGAGUGACCGACUGACCAGGCCAUGCUCUUGGCUCAAGGCCCCAUUUGCCACCAGGGUCCCGAAGGGCCGCCGGCCGCCGAUGCCGCCGAAGAGGAGCCUCGCUCCGCGGGGAAGGCGACCUUGGAGACGCGCUACCGCUUGGGAGCGUUGAUUGGGAGCGGCGGUUUCGGCACCGUCUACGCGGGGACCCGGCUCAGCGAUUCUCUCCCGGUGGCCAUCAAAUAUGUUGCCAAAGACAGAGUCUUGCAAUUCCAGCACAUGAACGGCACCCUGGUCCCGCUGGAAGUGGUACUGCUGAAGAAGGUGUCUUCCUCGGGCUGCCGAGGCGUCAUCCGCCUCCUGGAUUGGUUUGAGCAGUCCGACGCCUACUUCAUCGUCAUGGAGCGCCCCCUCGUCUCCCAGGACCUGUUUGACGUCAUCACCGACAGGGGUCCGCUCCCCGAAAGCCUGGCCGCCGGCUACUUCCGGCAAGUGGUGGAGGCCGUGCGCCACUGCCACCUCUGCGGUGUUUUGCACCGAGACAUCAAAGACGAGAACAUUCUGGUCGACCUCCUGCAAGGAGACCUAAAGCUCAUAGACUUUGGCUCGGGGGCCUUGCUUCGGGAUGCUCCCUAUACAGAUUUUGAUGGCACCCGGGUAUACAGCCCUCCUGAGUGGAUAAAGUACCACCGGUACCAUGGCGUGUCUGCCACUGUCUGGUCCUUGGGAGUGCUGCUCUAUGACAUGGUGUGCGGGGACAUCCCUUUCGAGCGCGACGAAGAUAUCCUCCUUGGGAAACUCCACUACCACUGCAGGGUAUCCUCAGACUGCCGUCACCUGAUUGAGUGGUGCCUCUCGCUGGCCCCAGAGAACCGGCCUUCCCUGGAGCAGAUCCUGGCCCAUCCUUGGCUCCUUGCCUUCUUGGAGCAAGGCGGACGCAAAGCCCAGCAGCCCACAGUCCCCAAAGCCGGCACGAGCCUGUGACUCUGGUGGCCUCUGGACAGCAGUACUGGGGCGGGCCAUCGCAGAAAGGAUGGACGUAUCUCGGUUUCUCCUGCGACGACAGGCUGACAUACUCGUUAUUCCUGCUGAUAGCUGACUUCCUGCCCCUGGGUGGACGACUGAUGAAAUCCCAGGCCUGUGGCAGGGACGCUGCCCACCCCGACUAGACAGGGGGUCUGGCGUGCAGCCCCUGACCCCCAAGACAAAAGAGACCAAUGAGCUCUGCUCUGUUUACACAAGGACUGUCCCCGUUCACCAGUGAGGGCUGCAGAAGACUGGCAGCGAGUGAACAGUGUUUGAAGCCAUCCGUGCUGGCUUCCUCUUGUUACGCCUUUCAGUAUUGGGAAUUUGGUGGACCUCUGGACCGACCGUUGUGCGCCAGGACUGGAUUGGCGUUUUGAUGUCACGCCGGGUACGGGGGGUUGUUUCUUCUGGUGGUCAGCUGCUUAUUUAUUUGGCGUGACGUUCCUUUGGUGGGGAGCCCCGGGUCCUUCCUCCUCCUCCUCCUGUUGUUGUUUUUUUUGCUAAGCCAUCAUCUACCUGCUGUGGUUUUUUGGGGCGUAGAAACAUUUUCUCCGGCCCAGCCGGGAAGUGACAUGGUUAUUGUGAACAGCCCUGCUUCCAUUCCUGUCCAGCCAUUCCAAGUCUGAAUCCAGUUUCCUCCAGUGCCUUGACUUGAUGGGGGUGUGGGUGUGUGUAUGUCUGUUUUACCCCCUCUUCCUUUCACUUGAGGGAAGUUAAAGGGGUGGCAGGGGGAAAGCGGGCCCCACUUAACCUCAUCAAUAAGUGAAAACGAGAAAAAAAAUAAAUCCUUGAGUUGCCGGGUUUCUUUGUCGGAGUUGAUCGAAACCCCUGGUGUCAGGACUGUCCCGUACAAAUGAGGACCUGGGCUUGUGCUUGCCGCUUCAAAUUUGAAAGGCAAGAUUUUGGAACUUCGGAAAGCACUGGCGCUAGGUAUUUUGGCCCUGCCAGCCAGCCAGCCAACCACUGACAGCUUGAAGAACUUUCUGUUUCUGUCUCGGCAACUUGGCGCUCACAGUGGAAGAGGGGUUAGCCAACUUGGUGCCCACCUGAUUUGGAAGUUGCUGUUAAGGCUCCCAACUCCCAUCAGCCCCAGCUUGCAUGACUGAUGGUCAGGGGAUAACGGUGGGAACUGCCAGUCCAGAUAUCUGGUGGGUACCAAGUUGGCUAUUCCUGCUGUCUACUUUUCUCACCAGUUCCCAUCUGUCAGUUCCUCCUUCCGGGAGAUCUUGGAAGUUUGGUCCGCCCAAGUGGUAGCCUGUAAAUGUGAGGUCUUUAUUAGCAGAGAAGCAGGCCGGAUGGCGCCACAGAUAUUUUUCUGAAGUUGAACAAAUCCUCAUUCAGCCACAGGUUGAGUGUCUCCCCACCUUCAUUUGUGUGUGUGUGCGUGCUUUGGAAUCUGAGAGAACAACAGGAGCCUAUAGCAUUGACUCUGAAUCUUGGAGGAAUGUUUCCCUUGGGGACACCUGAAAUAAUUAGGCCAAUGCCUUCUUGUCUUUUUAAUGGGAGGUUGUUCUUCGAAAGAGCGCUGGCAGGGCCUUCGCCAGCUCCUUGCAUUGGCCCCAGAGAGGAUCUGGGAUAUGUAUUUUCAAGGAUAGCUAGUUGGGCCCAGCCUCUGGCAGAUUCAAGCCUGAGUGGCGGAUCAACGCCCUUCUCUUAGCCCAAGUCUCCUCCGAUCACUGUAGAAUUUAUUUAUGCCAAAUCACAGGAGGAGAGGCAGAUAUUAGCACCAGGGGGGCCACUAAAUCUGACAAUGGCGAAUUGACUUGGGCCAAAUUUACGCUGCGCAUUUUAAGCACCCUGAUACGCUUUUAAACAUUUGUGGCUUUUUCCAGAGAAUCCUGUGAGCUGCAGUUUAAGGGCGCUGAGAGUUGUUAGGAGACCAGCCCCAAUUCCCCUACAGUUCCCAGAAUUUCCUAUGAAGAGGGAUUUAAUCGCUGUGAAGGGACUAGUGGUUUCUGAACAACUCUCGGCGCCUUUUAAACUGCUGCUCCCAUAAUUCUUUCGGGGGGAAGCCAUGGUUGUAUCAUAGUGCUUUAAACACACGGUGUUAAGUGGCCCUGGAUACUCAUCCAGUUAUGUCCUCGUUAGCCAGGUAUCCACAAAUCACGGCCAAACUUAUUGCGUGCUGGUCACAAACCUGCCCCUCUGCAGUACGAAAGGGACAAGGGUCUUGCAUGAUGCCACGCCGUGUUCAAGAUCCAGGGGUAGCUUCCUUUUCCCAGUUCUUACAUUGGAAAGGAGAGCGAGAGCUCAACCCACUAUCCUGAGGACCUUUGUGAAGCAGUGAAGAAGCUUUUUGCAGGUGUUUCCAGGGCUCAGUGUGGCAACGAGACGAUUCCCCCUUCACACACACACACUAAGGACGAUGCUUCCCUUCCCAUACUAAAGCAUACAUCCCUCAGGGGCGAGCCAGCAAGUGCCUGUGUCGAUCUCUGCAGCCACACCAGCGCAAGACCCCUGGUGAGUUGAGCCAGCCUUCCAAUGGUUUCUAAGCCUGCCUCCCUUAAGGCAUACUGACACAAGCAGAGUGCUAGCCAAGGGAGACGGGAGCUGUCAGAUUCCAGCCUGGGGAAAUGCCAGCAUCGCUUUCUGAGCCUGCUACCUCUGAGCAAUGUUGCUGAAGAAUUAUUUAUAUGCCAGUUCAGGAUUUGAUUUCCUUAUCUGUGGAUUUGUGUGUGCGUGUGUGAAUUUUGUUACUGCCUCCUGUGCACAUUUGUGCAACCAUAUAACACAGUGCCUCGCCCAUUGUGGGCUCCAUCAUCUACCAAGCCCCUUUCUGGGAUUAAAUAAACCUUUUAUAAGAAA